Molecule: messenger RNA, 2004 nt
Organism: Fraxinus pennsylvanica
Lineage: Eukaryota; Viridiplantae; Streptophyta; Magnoliopsida; Lamiales; Oleaceae
Source: the annotation of a GenBank genome assembly
AUGGAGAAAGAAAAGAAGAAGUACCCGAUUGGGGUAGAACAUUACACUCUGUAUGAAGAGGUUGGGACAGGUGUUAGCGCCUCUGUUCAUCGCGCGCUCUGUUGUCCGCUUAAUGAGAUUGUAGCGAUCAAAAUUCUAGAUUUCGAACGCGACAAUUGCGAUCUGAAUAAUGUUUCACGGGAAGCACAAACAAUGGUCUUGGUUGACCAUCCGAAUGUUCUUAAAUCUCACUGCUCCUUUGUUAGUGAUCAUAAUUUGUGGUUCGUAAUGCCUUACAUGGCUGGAGGCUCUUGUCUACACAUAUUGAAGGCUGUACAUCCAGAUGGUUUUGAGGAGGUUGUUAUUGCUUCAAUUUUGCGUGAGGUGUUGAAAGGCUUGGACUAUCUUCAUCAGCAUGGCCACAUUCAUCGGGAUGUCAAAGCUGGAAAUAUCCUAAUUGACUCACGUGGUGCAAUCAAACUGGGGGAUUUUGGCGUUUCUGCUUGCUUGUUUGACUCAGGUGACAGGCAACGCAUGAGGAAUACGUUUGUAGGCACUCCUUGCUGGAUGGCGCCUGAGGUUAUGGAGCAAUUACACGGAUAUGAUUUCAAAGCCGAUAUUUGGUCUUUUGGUAUAACUGCAUUGGAGCUUGCGCAUGGCCAUGCUCCUUUCUCAAAGUAUCCUCCAAUGAAGGUAUUGCUUAUGACCUUGCAAAAUGCACCUCCUGGUCUUGAUUAUGAGAGUGAUAAAAAGUUUUCGAAGUCUUUUAAGCAGAUGAUUGCUAGUUGUUUGGUGAAAGAUCCCUUAAAAAGACCUUCAGCAAAAAAGUUGUUAAGGCAUUCCUUUUUCAAGCAAGCAAGAUCAACUGAUUAUAUUGCCAGAACUCUUCUAGAGGGGUUGCCAGCUCUUGGUGAUCGUCUCCUGGCACUGAAGAGAAAGGAAGAAGAUAUGCUUGCACAGAAAAAAAUUCCAGAUGGGCAGAAAGAGGAAAUAUCACAGAAUGAAUAUAAACGUGGGAUUAGUGGUUGGAACUUCAACCUUGACGAUAUGAAGGCUCAAGCUUCAUUGAUCCAAGACGAUGAUAUACCAGAAAAAGAUGAAGAUAUGCAAGGUAAACAACUCCAGCAUCAAUCAUCUUCAUCCAAACAAUUUCGACAGCUUCAAUAUCAGCUGUCGUCUGCAAGUCAAUAUUCAGAUAUUGUAGAUUUGGAUGAUAAUGGUCACUCUGCUUCUUUCUCAUCAGCCGACUCCACUGCUAACAUAGCUAAAUGUGAAAAGUCCAAUGGGGAUGUAAGCAUUUCUGGUUCGACAAGUGAGCAGCAAACAUCUAAUAUAAUUUCUCCUGGAAAAGAGAACCGCGUGGAAAAUAAUUUGUCAGAAAACUCUGAGGCUGCGGUUAUUGGAAAAUCAUCAGAUGGAGCCCCUAUACAUUAUCAUCAGAGCGAUAAACUGCAAAAUCAGCCCCAGAAUUCGUCGAGCUGCAACGGGGCUUUCAUUCCACAAACAGUAGAUGAUGCCCUUCCGGAAUUAAUUUCCAAAGGUUCAAGAAUAUCAGCAAAUGGUGAAGAACUUGAAGAGAAGGUGAAGCCAGUUGUUCAGCAAAAAGGCCGCUUCAAGGUUACCUCAGAGAACGUUGAGGCGGUUGGAGCUCCAAUGCUACAGAAAAGCCACAGCAUGCAGGUGAUUUCUCAACAUCCUGCUAUUUCCCCACCACUGCCUUCUGAUUCUAGACCAUCAAGUUCUGUUGGCCAUGCCUUUUUUCCUACGCUGCAGUCGGUUCUGCAAACGAAUAUUCUUCAAAGGGAUUGUAUCCUUAGUCUAAUGAAGCAAGUGUCCGUCUUGGAUUCUACAGACGUAGGAUGCACCUCGACAAACAUAUCCUGCAUGGAAAAAUCCUUGUUGGAGGCAGCUCAAGAUAGGGAGAAGGAUUUACUUCGUGAAGUAACUGAUUUACAGUGGAGGUUGAUAUGUGCACAAGAAGAGGCCCAAAAAUAUAAAACAGAGAAUGCUCAGCUAAACUCUUAA